Messenger RNA from Portunus trituberculatus (swimming crab), 1116 nucleotides. RefSeq lists its product as uncharacterized. Lineage: Eukaryota; Metazoa; Arthropoda; Malacostraca; Decapoda; Portunidae. Gene Ontology annotation, molecular function: oxidoreductase activity. The coding region runs from base 1 to 1116 and encodes 371 amino acids. The record is from RefSeq and is a predicted model, not a curated record. The transcript is spliced from 12 exons.
AUGACGGUGGACACGUAUAAUAGAGACAAACUGGAAACUGGCCACGUUCAGCAAGAGGCAAGCGAAAAGAAGCAGUUUACGCCUCCCGAGGGUCUGGGCACCAAGGUUAGUGUCCGACUGUCCGUCUUGCCAUAUCUAUAUGUGACCGAGCUGCGCCAUGGGGUCACUGAUGGCCGCGUCACUCCAAGCAUCGUGUGUGAGUCCGCCUCGUCUGCGCUGGUGGAUGGGAAUAACGGUUUCGGCAGCGUUGUAGGAAACUUUUGCAUGGAUCUGGCCAUUGAGAAGGCUCGAAAAACGGGCAUAGCUUGUGUCUGUGCUAAAGCGUGUGGCGGAUCUCAAGCAAAAGGUUCCAAGUAUCCUACACGGAAAAUGAACUACCCGAGAAAAUCCGGAUUUAGCACAGAGCUGCAGUAUUCCCCAGCUCCAGCUCUCAACUCUGAAAGAUUGAGUCAAGGCUUCAGCUUCACUAAUGCCUUCCCAGGUGUCCUUGGAACACGUGCCAAGCAGGCCGCCUUUGGCACCAACCCAAUAGCUGUGGCAGCUCCAGGGAAGAAUGACGAUAAUUUUGAGUUGGACAUGGCCACCAGUGUAGUAGCCAGUGGUAAGGUUGAACUGGCUCACCUCAAGAAUGAGUCUAUCCCUUUGGGUUGGUUAAUGGAUGAAAAUGGGAAACUUACCUCAGAUCCAUCUGGCAUAACAGGAGAUGCCAUUCUGAUGCCCCUUGGAGGAACAGAGGAGCAUUCAGGUUACAAGGGCACUGGUCUGGGCAUGAUGGUGGAGGUCUUGUGUGGCAUUCUGUCGGGAGCAGAUUAUGCCCACAAGAUCCGUGACUGGAAAAUAUUUGACCGGCCAGCCAACCUGAGUCAUUGCUUCAUCGCCAUCAACCCGGCACUGUAUGCUCCGGGCUUUGAGGACCGCAUGAGUGACUUGAUAGAUUCCUGCCGCUCCAUGGAACCAGCUGAUCCCAGUAAGCCAGUGCUGGUGCCUGGGGACCCUGAGCGUUCCCACAGUAAGGCAGUGAGGGAUGAAGGAGCUAUCACCUAUCACCCCAACCAGGCCAAGCAGUGUUGGCAAACAGCCAAGCUGCUCAAUGUUGCUCCAAUGACCCCUGUGUGA